UAGCUGAGUUAAACUCUUUCCUACAAGUUUUGUAAGAGAAAAGAAAAAGAAAAAGGAAAGAAAGAAAGAAAGAAGGGGAGAGUUUCAAAUUUUCUGUAUUUUUUUUAAAAAAAAUUUAAUUUUUCUCUCUCUUUCUUGCUAGUUAUUAUUAGAUUUCGAUUCAGUUUUCCACUUAUAUAGAAGUUAAAGAUUCUUCAGAUCUAUGAAAUUUUGGAUGGAUUUUUGUUUGUCUUCUUUAAAACUGUAAUGUAAUUAUAGUUCUUCGAUUCUUGAAGAUGAUCGUUGAAAGGAACCCAUUUUUUCCCUUCAUUUUCACUCCAAAAAGAUCACUUUUUUUUCUCGAGAAAAUUCGAGUUCCUUUUCACUCUGUUUCACUGGGGUUCUUGAAAGAGAUGUGAAAGUUUUCGAGAACAAAGCUUACUCUUUUUUUUAUUUUUAUUUCCACUAUGGGUCUUAGUUAAAAUCUUCAGAUCUGUUCUCAUUCUUGUAGAUUUCCUCAAGAUCUCCGCCUUUUUCAUGUAGUGAAGUCUUCAUUUUUUUUCUUGUCUUUUCCCUGAAUUUCUCGGGAAAAAAGGGGGGAAAAAACUCUGUACGUUUCUGGGGAAGUGGAAAAAACAAUAAAGAUGAAUUACUUCCCAGAUGAAGUUUUAGAGCACGUGUUUGAUUUCAUUUCAUCUCACAAAGACCGGAACUCAGUGUCUUUAGUUUGCAAGUCAUGGUACAAAAUCGAAAGAUUCAGCAGGCAAAGAGUUUUCAUUGGAAACUGUUAUUCUAUCAGUCCAGACAGGUUGAUCGCCAGAUUCCCGGGUUUGAAGUCGCUGACUUUGAAAGGAAAGCCGCAUUUUGCUGACUUCAAUUUGGUGCCACAUGACUGGGGAGGCUUUCUUGAUCCUUGGAUCAGAGCCUUGGCUAAGAGUAGAAUCGGGUUGGAAGAGCUUAGACUUAAGAGGAUGGUGGUCUCUGAUGAGAGCCUUGAGCUGCUUUCGAAAUCCUUUUUGAAUUUUAAGUCUUUGGUUCUUGUUAGCUGUGAAGGCUUCACUACUGAUGGUAUUGCUGCUAUUGCUGCCAAUUGUAGGUUUCUUAGGGAGCUGGAUUUGCAAGAAAAUGAAGUUGACGAUCAUAGAGGCCAUUGGCUUAGUUGUUUUCCUGAAAGUUGUACAUCUCUUGUCUCCCUGAAUUUUGCAUGCCUCAAAGGAGAGAUAAACUUAGGAGCUCUUGAAAGACUUGUAGUGAGAUCUCCUAACCUCAAGAGUUUGAGGCUAAACCGUGCGGUGCCUCUUGAUACCCUCCAAAAAAUAUUGAUGCGAGCACCUCAAGUGGUGGACUUGGGUACUGGAUCUUAUGUACAUGAUCCAUCUUCUGAGGUCUAUAACAAAUUAAAAUCUGCCUUUCAAAGGUGCAAAUCAAUCAGGAGUUUAUCAGGGUUUCUGGAGGUUGCUCCUCGUUGCAUGUCAGCUAUUUAUCCAAUUUGCACAAACCUGACCUUCUUAAACUUGAGCUAUGCUCCAGGCCUUCAUGGUAAUGAGCUCACAAAGCUGAUUCAGCACUGCAGGAAACUUCAGCGUCUAUGGAUACUUGAUUGUAUUGGAGACAAAGGACUAGGAGUUGUAGCUUCAACAUGUAAAGAAUUGCAGGAAUUGAGGGUUUUUCCAUCUGAUCCUUAUGGGGCUGGAAACGCUGCUGUAACGGAGGAAGGUUUGGUCCUUAUAUCCGCAGGCUGUACUAAACUCAAUUCAUUGCUGUACUUCUGUCAGCAGAUGACCAAUGCUGCCCUCAUAACUGUAGCCAAGAACUGCCCUAAUUUUAUUCGCUUCAGAUUGUGCAUCCUGGAUCCCAUAAAACCUGACGCCGUGACCAAUCAGCCGUUGGAUGAAGGUUUUGGGGCAAUUGUUCAGUCUUGCAAGGGUCUUAAGCGGUUAUCGCUCUCUGGCCUUCUGACCGAUCAGGUUUUCCUUUACAUAGGAAUGUAUGCUGAGCAGCUUGAAAUGCUAUCCAUUGCUUUUGCUGGUGACAGUGACAAAGGAAUGCUCUAUGUGUUGAAUGGUUGCAAGAAGCUUCGCAAGCUAGAGAUCAGGGAUUGCCCCUUCGGUAAUGCAGCACUUCUAGAGGACGUGGGAAAGUAUGAAACAAUGCGAUCCCUUUGGAUGUCCUCCUGCGAAGUUACCCUCGGAGGCUGCAAGACACUUGCGGAGAAGAUGCCAAGCCUGAGUGUGGAGAUCAUAAAUGAUACUGAUCAGAUGGAAUUUAGCCUUGAUGAUAGGCAGAAGGUAGAAAAGAUGUAUCUGUACCGAACAUUGGUUGGGCACAGGGAAGAUGCACCAGAAUUUGUGUGGAUUUUGUAGGUGCAUUGUUAUGGCUCUGCCAUGUUUUUUCUACUUUAUUUAAGUAGUUGUACUUUGUUAGGACAACUGAUUUUUAUGGAUUCUUAGCUUCUUGGUGGUUUAGCUGUAUGCUACUGUUGUUUAAUUUACAAGAGAUUUGCUAUUUGUAAACCUUGUUAUUAUGAAUCGAUCUGUUCUAGUGUAUUUGCCAGAAUCA
Theobroma cacao (cacao) is the source of this 2538-nucleotide messenger RNA. Its product is annotated as protein AUXIN SIGNALING F-BOX 2-like. Gene Ontology annotation, cellular component: SCF ubiquitin ligase complex. Gene Ontology annotation, molecular function: protein binding. The record is from RefSeq and is a predicted model, not a curated record. Gene Ontology annotation, biological process: SCF-dependent proteasomal ubiquitin-dependent protein catabolic process. Lineage: Eukaryota; Viridiplantae; Streptophyta; Magnoliopsida; Malvales; Malvaceae.